Molecule: messenger RNA, 5187 nt
Organism: Prosopis cineraria
Lineage: Eukaryota; Viridiplantae; Streptophyta; Magnoliopsida; Fabales; Fabaceae
Exons: 9
Coding region: 801-4697 (1298 amino acids)
Biological process (GO): signal transduction; protein phosphorylation
Cellular component (GO): cytoplasm
Molecular function (GO): protein kinase activity; ATP binding; protein binding
Source: RefSeq, a predicted model, not a curated record
GCACUUUGGUAGUUUCCAAGGGGCCAAACAAAACGCAGUAUUUUAAUGUUAGUUAUACUAGAUUCGUAUAAACAAGAAUAAUUUAAUUUGACAAGUGAGAGAAAGUUAAAAAGAAAAAAAACGAGAACAAUUUUGAGGAAAGGUUCAAGGGGAGGGAAGCAGCCAGCUGGAAUGAGAUGAAAGUGUAUUUCGGGAUUUUCCAUUACUUUCGCUUUUGAGUUAACAUUUUAUUAUCUUCCUAUCCUUGUUUUCCCAGAAAAAUUUCAAAGUUGCAGAAUCAGAGUCCACGUAUGGGGGGAUAAGUUGAGCAGAGACUGUGAGAGAGAUCCAAUUCUAUUUUACAUCCCUUGGCAUACUUAUCGUGUCCGUGUCCUUUUGCUGCUUAAUUCUGGGCAAUGUUGAUCUAUGACGGCCAAUAUUAGACCUGUAGGCCUAAGGUGCGUCACCCUUUAUCCCCUACAGCCUCCGCCUUGUCUGAAUUCCUCGAUCCAACCCUCACUUCCUGUCUUUUGCAAUAUCAAUUCUGCUCUGAUUUUCCUAUAUUUGCUCCGAUUGCGCCACUUGUGGAAACUCAAGCUUUUGGGUGGAAGAGUGAGCUGGAACGAAGAAAACAGUGACUGCUGAUCAUCAGAUGACUUGGUUAUUAAAUUCAACAUGUUGUACAAGAGCUUGGAUGCUGAUGGUGAGGAAAACCGGACAUGAAUUUAUGGGCUAAUUUUCUGUUGGUACUUCUUCACCUAGCACUUGAUUCACAUUCUUUGAGAACACUUGAUAGCUUGUGCAACUGAUAAACUGUUCUAAUGGAACUAAAUAAGCCGGAAAUUUUGUUCGUUGCCAACCCUAGAAGGGCUCCAGGUGUGUUUACUCAAUACAUACUUGCAGAAUCAGCAAGCGAUGUUUUAAAAACAGGUCAGGAUUUACAUAAUGACGUCUUAAUACAGCCGGGGAAAGAAUUUUCUGCAGAGUUUGGACAUGAAGGAAUUGCUCAUAGAAGAGAACCUGCUGCCCCUGAUUCACUUCGAAAGCAUGAAGUUAGGUUUGGAUUUCACGGGGAGAAUGGCCAAGUGAGAUAUGAGGAUCUUACUAAUAUUCUGGGAUCGAAGAGACUGGACUCUGAGAAUCCUUUUGAGAUUGCUGAUCUUAACUUCACAAGAGAGCCAACUCAAGAGAUGGAAAAUGGGGCUUUCGUUGAUAAAAAUAGCAAAAGUCAAAAGGAAGAUGGUAAUGUAACACAAGGAGCGAGGAAGACUCUUGGUGAAUCAGUUGGUGACCAAGCUGAUACCGGAGCACCUGGGUCUCCCUUCCUUAGAAAAGAAUCCUCCUAUUCCAAUGAAGUUUCUGGUUUAGGAGCGUCAGAUGAUUCUCAAUCUGGAAAAAUCAAAUUGCUGUGCAGCUUUGGUGGAAAAGUAUUACCAAGGCCCAGGGAUGGGAAACUCAGAUAUGUAGGGGGAGAGACUCGCAUUAUAUCUAUCCGAAAGGAUAUUUCAUGGCAAGGGCUUCUUAAGAAGACCCUGGGUAUUUGCAUUCAGCCUCACUCAAUUAAGUACCAGCUUCCAGGUGAGGAUCUUGAUUCUCUAAUAUCUGUCUCCUCUGAUGAGGAUCUUCAAAAUAUGAUAGAAGAAUACCAUGGGCCUGAAAGGCAUAAGGGAUCUCAAAGACUUCGAAUUUUCUUAAUUCCCUUGAGUGAAUCUGAAAAGGAAUUGUCAUUUGAAUCAAGAACUGAUCAGCAGAGUAAUCCUGAUUACCAAUAUGUUGUUGCUGUGAAUGGCAUAGGGGACUGUAGUCCAAGAAUAAAUAGUUUAGGGCAGAUCUUGACAAAUGAAGUUGGUCCACCAGGAACAGAUUUGAAUUUUGCUCCAGACUUCCAGAAAAUAUUUCCAAAUGCACCUUCUUCAGAGAUCAAGGGUGGUGGUAUUGCUAUAUAUCCAAAUGGAUUUUUUAAUGAUUCUCAGAAUCUGCAGAGGACCUCCAAUCAACAUCAACAGAUUUCUUCUACUCCAUUUCAGGGAGGAAAUUUGAGCACAAUUUUAACACAGUCUCGUGGUAAUAACUCAUGCCAGGAAAGUGCUACAAGCAGCUCAUCCUUUAUUACUGCCCAACUAUCACCUGAGACGUCCAAUGUAAGUGCUGCUGAUAGCAGAUACUCCCCACAAAUGGCUGCAACUUUCCUAAGCGACAAUCAACCCUGCCAACAAACUGAUAUUGGUCUGCCAGAGCAGUACUGUGGGAAGCUAUUCAGAAAUAAUCCCGGGAAGGAAUUUAUGACUGCUUUGUUUGCUAAUCAAAGUGACAGCUGUAAUGAUGAAAUUUUGGGUGAAGGGUCCAUGCAUAAAUCGGGAAAUCCUCUUUCCAGCCUGGGUGAGUCAGUUAGUCCACAGUCUGGAUCUAAUUGCAUUCCUGAUUCUCUAAAUGGGAUACCUCAUGCAUUUUCUGAUUCAAAGUUGCAUGAGAGUGGAUUUAAGUCUGGUUACUGCUCUCAAGAAGGGAUUGGUCAAUUUUCCUCAUUGAACCUUUCAAUGGCUCAGUUAUCUUCUAUGGUACCCUCUAGUGUUUCACAAAGGGACCCUAUGGAAAUCCAGCAUGAUCCUCUUCUCGUUUAUCCACAAAUACAAAGUAAGAUGCCAAUUGUGGAGCCAGGUGAGUCUCACGGAAGGCAGGAUUUUCCAAUUUCUUUACCGUCUACAGUAUGUUUAGGAGUGAAUGAUCCUAUUCAGAAGGAUAGCAUUUUAUACAGUAAGAGGAAUCCUUUAGCUCAAACUGAUUUAACUGCAUCUAUCUUUAUGGAGCGGCAGUGUGGGGACAAUACUGUGAAUAUAGAAAUCAUGAAGAGAAUGGAAGAUGAAAAUUCUCUUCAGAGUAAGGAUAGCAAUCUUUAUGAGAGGGAAUCACCUGCCAUUGCUAUGGAGCAUGUGAAUGAAUUGCAUCUUCUGGACUCUUCUCCAACAUCUAAUUUAAACACUAAGAUUCAUAAACAAAAUCAGUUGGAGCAAUCUUCUGAGGGUAUGGUUUCUGCAUCCUUUUGCUUGACAGGAAUUUCCCAAAAUAAUCUGAUUGAGAUGACCCCAUCAGAUUUUCUUGCAAUGAGCCACAGGACUAAUGAUGGAAGGGAAUGUGGUUUUACUGAAGGUUUGAAUGGUGAGCUAGGAUUUGAUUUUUCUUGGACCAGAAAAUCUGGGUUUAAUGCUUCAUCUCUAAAAUGCGAAGGAAACUCUAGUGGUAACACUUCUCAAAGUAAUCAUUUGUUCGAGCUGCCGAUGGACCUGGUUUCUCAUAAACAAGCACAAGUUCAACCUUUACGGAAGGAUACAGAUCUCUAUGGAAAUCCGACAGUAAGCUCAGGUUUUUUGUAUUCUUCAGCACUUCAUGAUGACCCUGGUCCUAGUUCAAAUUUGCCUGUGAAUGAACUACAGAACUCAAGCAAGAAUAUUGUGUUUAAAAGAGUAUCUUCUCUCAUUGAUGAUGACCUUAUAGCUAGUUCUAGUCAAAUGGUUGAUCAGUAUAGUUGUGGAACUCUUGCCUGUGAAACAAGAGUUGAAGAUAUCAUGUUGGAGCAAUCAAAAAUUUUUGAAAAGAGUGACAACUCAAAUAAAAUUGAGCCGCUUAUUACUAUAGAAGAUGUGACCAAUGUUGUUCCUCCAAGCAUUGAGUCUUCAUUGGCGCCCAUCCAGCAUAUAGUCGUUGAAAUUGGAAGUGAUGUUUUAUCCCCAUCUGCGGCAGAUUUGGAGAGCACUAUUCCAGAUUCUGAACUUGAGGAUUUUAAAGAUGAAGAAGGCAAGAAUGAAUCCCUUACCGAUGCAAGGGUAGCAGAAAUGGAAGCCAGCAUCUACGGCUUGCAGAUAAUUCGAAAUGCUGAUCUCGAAGAACUUCGGGAGUUAGGAUCUGGUACUUAUGGAACUGUUUAUCAUGGAAAAUGGAGGGGAACGGAUGUUGCUAUAAAGAGAAUUAAAAAGAGCUGCUUUUUAGGAAGAUCUUCUGAGCAAGAACGAUUGACAAAAGACUUUUGGAGAGAGGCACAAAUCCUCUCAAAUCUCCACCACCCCAACGUGGUGGCUUUUUAUGGGGUUGUACCAGACGGAGCUGGAGGAACCUUGGCAACUGUGACUGAGUAUAUGGUUAACGGUUCCCUUAGACAUGUCCUUGUCAAGAAGGAUAGAUUACUUGAUCGUCAUAGAAAGCUAAUAAUUGCCAUGGAUGCAGCUUUUGGAAUGGAAUACUUGCAUUCAAAGAAUAUUGUUCAUUUUGAUUUGAAAUGUGACAAUUUACUCGUCAAUCUGAGGGAUCCACUGCGACCCAUAUGUAAGGUUGGAGAUUUUGGAUUAUCAAGAAUUAAACGCAAUACCCUGGUAUCUGGUGGAGUGCGAGGAACCCUUCCUUGGAUAGCACCAGAGCUGUUAAAUGGCAGUAGCAACCAGGUUUCUGAGAAGGUUGAUGUUUUCUCGUUUGGCAUCUCUAUGUGGGAGAUAUUGACUGGGGAGGAACCUUAUGCAGAUAUGCAUUGUGGCGCUAUUAUAGGGGGGAUUGUAAAGAAUACUCUCCGACCACCAAUUCCACCACAUUGUGACCCUGAAUGGAGGAAGCUUAUGGAAGAAUGUUGGUCACCUGACCCUGAUAGCCGACCAUCUUUUACUGAGAUAACGAGCCGACUCCGAUCAAUGUCUAUGGCCCUUCAAGCUAAGCCUCAUAAUCAGGUGCGGUAGACGACACCCAGUGUUCAGUCAUGAAACCAAGGGAUGCUUUACUCUUGUUUGGUCAUCCUUCCUCAGUCGUUGGCCUUUAUCUCGAAGCACCGUUUAUUGAGGCUGGCUUGAAUUCUUGAAGGGUGAGCACGAUUACUAGCCUGUUGUUUCUCUUUUCUGUUGGCAAUAUCUUCAUUUGUUUAUUCUUUUAGUGUAAGUUGAAAUUUAGAUCAUGGUAUAAGUUGACUGUAUCUAUCAAUUUUCUCCUUGUUUCAUGAUCGAUUAUUCUACCAGAUGAUAGUGGGGAAAAGCAGGGCGUCUUUACUGUAUAUACAUCCAAAAAUUGCUUGUAAGACAUACAUACAUGUUUUACUUGACUGUGAGCUUGUAAAUCCUUCAAAUUUUCGUUUAUUUUUACUGAAACACGUCCAUUUUCCCCAUUUCCCUUAGUCUUGUUUGUCCAUGUUAUGGAACUAAAGGCGAGAAUGAUCAAGUUUAGUUUGAGCUUGCU